AUGAAUAUGAAUGAGCUGGUUCAGCUGAAGAAUUUUCCUGCGAUGAUGCUACUACAGGCGCCUUUUGCAACUGCUUCGUCAUAUUACCAGAGCUUGGCCGAGACCCAGUUCAUGCAUUUAAUAACGCAGCGAAACGACGCCGUUGACUCGGAAGAGGACUGUCGCGCCAAGUAUAUUUCCAGAAAGCUCUUUUGCAAACUGGCAGGAGAAUCACGUCUUCGCAACAAUACCAUGCCCGAUGAUGUUUCAUCCAAGCUCUUCUGCGAUGACCUGCGUCCAACCAACAUUCUUCUCAACGCGGACAUAAAAAUCGUCGCGGUCAUUGAUUGGGAAUUCACAUAUACUGCCCCUGCAGAGUUCGCGUGA
Molecule: messenger RNA, 366 nt
Organism: Aspergillus affinis
Lineage: Eukaryota; Fungi; Ascomycota; Eurotiomycetes; Eurotiales; Aspergillaceae
Product: phosphotransferase enzyme family protein
Exons: 1
Coding region: 1-366 (121 amino acids)
Source: RefSeq, a predicted model, not a curated record